Messenger RNA from Chelmon rostratus (copperband butterflyfish), 5378 nucleotides. RefSeq names its product cysteine rich transmembrane BMP regulator 1 (chordin-like) (gene crim1). Gene Ontology annotation, cellular component: extracellular region. The transcript has 15 exons. Bases 368 to 3187 code for a protein of 939 amino acids. Gene Ontology annotation, molecular function: serine-type endopeptidase inhibitor activity; protein binding. NCBI's taxonomy places the organism in Eukaryota, Metazoa, Chordata, Actinopteri, Chaetodontiformes, Chaetodontidae. The record is from RefSeq and is a predicted model, not a curated record.
AGCAGCAGCGCGCCUCGGUGGACGUCCGCAGCCUCGCUCCGGGAUCCCUUCGCGUCCUCGUGAGACGUGCGCCUACCUGCUCGCCUUCAAGCCUCUUGCCUUCGGAUAUCGCUGCCGCUUUAAACGCAUCCGCACACUCCAGUCUCGUGGUCCUCUUUUUUGUGUGUGUGAGUGUGUGUGUGUGCUUUUUGAAGUGAGCUGCUGUGUCAUAAACAGCGCGCCUGAGGGGAGACUCGCCGCCGAACUUUAAGAGAAGACUCUGCAAACUUUGGAGUUAAACGCGCAGCGGCGGUGCGUUCAUGUGGUUUAUCAUCUGACAGAAAGCGGAGCGUUUCUCUGGAAAACUUACACACGGAUUUUUUCAAACAUGUUCAGCAAGUGCUCCGUGGUGUUAUUGAAUGUCCUUUUUCUGGUGCGGGCGCUCUCGGCUCAUGAGUGCGCGCCGUGUGACCUCCGGACUUGUCCCUUCAGAGCCCCGCACGGCUGCGAGGGUGGCCGGAGCUUGGCCAGGGAUCCGUGCGGAUGCUGUGACCAGUGUACCCGGCUGGAGUGGGAGCCCUGCGGCGGACGGGACUGGGCGCACGGCUACUGCGCCCUGGGGCUGACCUGCGCCUCCUUCAACACAACCGGAGCAGCCGCAAUCCCCGAAAUUGGAGUAUGCAAAGUGCUCCCUGACCAUCCAGAGGCAGGCCUGGAGGACGAGCGCUGUCCCCUGAUGACAGGCUGCGACAGAGCUGGAGGUCAGUGUGUGUGUGAUGCCCGUCACUCCUGCUUGGGCUCUUUCGCCUACCCAGACCAAGAAACCUGCAUGAAGGCCAGCAAGUCAGAGGGUCGCAGACACGAGCACCGCGAAAGGCACAGAGAGAAGUAUGUGGGACCAUCCAACCCGGCCUGCAUGUUCUCUGGGUGUAACCUGACCGCUGAGGGCUGUGUGUGUGAGUCUCAGAGCUGCCACCACCACUUCGCCUACAUCAACCGCAGCCAGUGCCAGGAAGCCGCAGAGGAGCUGAGGUGUGCCGGGGUGACUUGUCCCAGUCGGCAGGUGCCCUCCUGCCCCAAAGGAUCAGUCCUCACCAAGAGUUACACGCCCCCUGCUGGCUGCUGCCCCUCCAUACCUCCCCAGUGCACUUGCGACCUCCGCGCCUGCCGCAAGCCCCAGUGUCCGAGCGGGCAGCGCGCCGUGCCGCUCAGCCAGGCCAGCGGCCAGCCAGGAGACUGCUGUGAUGUCUUUGAGUGCCAGAAAGUCUCUCCCAAGUGCGCCCACAAUGGGAAGGAGUUUUCCGAGGGAGAGGUGUACCGCAUGGACCCCUGCUGGCUGUGUCAGUGUCGGGGUGGAAUCUCCUUCUGCUCCAAGGCAGAGUGCGCUGAGCUGGACUGUGAAAACUUCUACAUUCCUGAGGGCGAAUGCUGCCCUGUCUGCCUAGAUGUGGAGUUGCUGUCGAUGGACAGCACCAAGGCCAGCUGCUGGGUGAAUAACAAGCUGCGAGCCCACGAGGAGCAGUGGAAAGAGGACGACUGCACCUUCUGCCAGUGUGUGGACGGAGAGCCGCACUGCACGGCCAUGGCCUGCAAACAGAGCUGCCAAAAUCCCGUCAAGAUCCCCGGAGAGUGCUGUCCCUUCUGUGAAGAGCCUUCUUAUGAAACGGUUAGCCCCAUGCUGUGUCCUCCCCUGGAAAACUGCUCCCUGUCGGGCAAUGACUGCCCCUAUGGCUUCCAGCAAGACAAAAAUGGAUGUCUGCUCUGCCAGUGUCUCAAUAAUGACUCCUGCCCUGACCUGGGAAAAUACUGUUCCCUGCAAUGCCCAAUGGGAUACGAGAGGGAUGACUUUGGCUGUGAGGUGUGCGAGUGCAGCAUCCCCACGCCCAAGUGCCGACCUCUGACCUGCACAAAGACCUGCCCCUAUGGAUAUGUGAGGAACAAACAUGGCUGUGAGAUGUGUCGCUGCGUCAAGUGUCCUCCCUUCACCUGCGACAAGCACUGCAGCGACGGCUACCGACAGAACAGGAAGGGCUGCUCCAUCUGCAUGUGUAAAGAAAGUGGCCACGUCCCGAGCACCGCUGCCCCGGCACCGAUGCCCAGCUUCUGCCUCACCUCCAACGGGCACCGGUACGAGGAAGGUGACGGCUGGCACGAUGGUUGUCGCGACUGCUACUGCCACUCUGGACGGGAGAUGUGCGUGCUCAUAUCCUGCCCCGUGCCCAGCUGUUCCCAUCCGGUUGUGAGGCCCGACCAGUGUUGCCCUACGUGCGAGGAUGAGUCAGGCAGCGGUCAGCCGGAGGGGAUGGACAUGGUGGUGUGUCGAGCACCUGGGGGGGAAUUUUACGUGGAGGGGGAGACCUGGAACCUGGACGAGUGCACACGCUGCACCUGCAGGAAGGGACGUGUCCUGUGCGACACUGAAGUGUGUCCCCCAGCGCUCUGCCAGACACCAAUCAGGAACAAGGACACCUGUUGCCACGCAUGCCCAGACGAGACGCUGAGCCCCUUGCUGCCAGUGAACAACAGCCAGCAGGAGUACUGCAUAACCAACGACGGGGACGUGCUGCUGGCGGGAGACUCCUGGAAAGCCAACGCCUGCACCAGCUGCACCUGCAACAACGGCACCAUUCAGUGUUUCUCUCAGCGCUGUCCGGCUGCCAACUGCAGGGUGCCCGUCUUACGCAAGGGCCAGUGCUGCCCACACUGUCUCGAAAUGACUACAUCAGUGCCGGUGAUGGUGUCUACCAACGCCCCCAAGACGACGGUCACUGUCACAGUGGAGAGCGCAGUGUGGAUCACCACAGUCACUGUGCCACCCAUCAUCGCUGACACAGAUGAGCCAGGUUUGGGUGAGAAUUACCCCAGCCAAACAGAGAUGGCCCUCAUCUACCAAUCGGCAGCCUGGAUCCUGGCAGGUCUCCUCCUGGCCAUCAUCAUCUUCCUCAUCGUGGCGCUACUCAUCAACAAGAAAAAGAAGUGGGUGCAGAUGUCCUGCUACAGUGCGCCAAAGAAGACGGUGAUCCUGAAGAAGCACGUAAACAAGAACUCAGUGGUCUACAUGGAGCCCUCCAAGGAGAACAAAUUUCAGAAUGUGAAGAACGACUGCGGCAUCAUCCAUUUCUCUCCAGAAAUGAGCUCGCCCUGCGUGGACAAGAUGACCAUCCCCAGGGCCAAGCUGAGCAUGGGCAACGACUGGACGCCGCGCUAAGCCCACCGCUCGAACCCUGCAGAUCAGAGCUGUCCGGCACCUCCCACUCCCUCUUACUGCUGUGUCCGAGGUGAUCGGUGCAGCGGCGCGCACUCACACCUUGGGCGCCGCCUCGUUCCCACCCUUCUCUCUCUCUCUGCGUGACAGUAAAACUGAGGACGCUCUACGGGAGACAAACCAAGCGACCUCUGUCUCUUUUAUCAUGUGUCCAUAUUCUUCUGUGUUCGGAGCUGUGGGUGGAGUGAGACACUGGGAGGUGGACGGACGCACGGACAUGUAAAGGACACAGCCACUCUGGGCUCUGCUUUAAAACAGAGAGGGAGGCAGCCAGAGAGGCUCCUCUGUCAGAAUCAGACUUUGACUGUGAACAUUGUAAUAUUAUUGCUUAUUAUUGCCUCCUUUUGAAACGAACUUUGAGGCAAUAAGAGGAGCAUAAAAAGCUUUAGGUCAGGGGUUUGGGCUGUAGUUUAAAGGGGGUCUAGAGGAUGAUGCCCCCCCUGAGUUCAGCAGCGCUUCAUGGAUGUAAUCAUUUUCAUCAGCAGGGAGGCCAAAGGAACCGAUAAUCCAGUUGGAUCGCAUUGGGUUCAGCAGCCAAAUCACAACGAGUCAACAGUCUUUAUAGAGACCCCCAGAUCCAAACCCCUGCUUUAGAAUGUGUGGUUUCCAGCUUAGUUUUUGUAUAUUUCUACAGUAUUUGUACUUGUCGUAGUGUUGUUCUUGGCCGCCUCUCAUUUUUAUUAUGGGUGUCUCUCCGUGGGGCCAGAUUGAAACAUUUUGAAAAUGCCAGUCUAAACAUUCCCCGCGAUCGAGUUCAGGAAGGACACACUUCCCAAAUAACAGCCUUGUUCCUACCUUCCAAUGACCCGAGCCGUUCCAUUCAGAAAACCCCCGACAACAAAACCGCAGUUCUACGAAAUGAAAUACGUGACUCUCCUGUGUUUUGUGAGCUCGCCCGCGACACAGUACCCAGCAGCCCUGGUCUUUCCGCUCAGCCUCACCCAACCUCGACUCCGCCGGAAGGACUCGGUCGUACUUCAUCAUCUCAGACAUGGCAGAGUGGAAGUAGAAGUGAUGUUCAUCCAGGAGGAACGUCCUUUUAUUGGCUGCAGCGGAUCCAAAAUGGUGCCAGACGCUUCAUCUGGAUCCAUGAGGAAUGUCUUUGAUACCUUGCCUCACUUCAUAAUCACUUCAUUCACAGCCGUGUGUGUGUGUGUGUGUGUGUGUGUGGAGCUACUGUUCACACCGAAUGUUAGCAAUAGUUAGUAACGAUUCAUUUUAAAGCCUUAAUUCAAUAGCCUUAAUGCAUUUUCUUUGUUCAUAACCUGUUUUCAUAAUGUUGUCAGCCCAUAGCAAGCCAUCUAAAGACUGUAACACAUUCACCCAAUGUUAAAAUGGACAGAUUGCGUGGCACAGCGUCACAGAUGGUUCAUAUACGAGUGAAUUAUGGGAUGUGGAGACGUUGGAGCACGAGGGGAGCAAAAUCCGAGCAUGUUAAAGAGACGUAGCACUUUUCUUUGGAGCCAGUGUUUUUUCGAAAGCCCGCUACAGGAUUCUUGGAGGGAUAAAGGCCCUAAUCAGGGAUUUGAUAGGCAUAUUAAGCUCACGGAGAUGUUAAACCACUCGAGUGAACACGCUGUUUCAGCGAGAGGCUCGGCAACGAUCAGAUCAGCGCAGGGGGGGACGGACUCCGAGGAGCCUUACGAAACAAACUGGGGCUUCAUAGGAAAAGGUUUUGGAACCAGAUUUCUCAACCCAUCGCCAAUUUCCCAACACACAGGCCGUUCUGAUGCCAAAAUUGGUUGGAGACCAAUUUAUGUCGCAGUGUUUUAGUAGCUUGGUAGAUUUGUGUCUGUUUGAAUCAUGACCAUGUGCUUUAAAAUGAAGAGGUGACUGUAAAAGCUUACGCAAUUCUUUGUUCUAUGUGUAAAAAAGUAGUUUAAAUUAGUAGGACAGAAGAGUACCUUAUUUAUUUUUUCACAUAGCUUUAUUUAUUAAUACUAUAGUUUGAGUUUUUUUUGUUUUUUUUGGAACAAUGAACUUUUGGUAGCCAAAGCUGUACAUUGUAGACUAUUUACCAUUUCUAUCUGCUAUAUUCUGUACAACCUUAUUUAUUUCACUGUUGCAAACCCUGUAAAUAUGUUUCCUAGAUGAUGAACUGUAACAUUUACACUUAUUUUGAAAAAUAAAUGUG